Penaeus monodon (black tiger shrimp) is the source of this 2498-nucleotide messenger RNA. RefSeq names its product zinc finger protein 33B-like. Gene Ontology annotation, molecular function: DNA-binding transcription activator activity, RNA polymerase II-specific; RNA polymerase II cis-regulatory region sequence-specific DNA binding. Gene Ontology annotation, biological process: regulation of transcription by RNA polymerase II. Gene Ontology annotation, cellular component: nucleus. The transcript is spliced from 5 exons. The record is from RefSeq and is a predicted model, not a curated record. Bases 325 to 2043 code for a protein of 572 amino acids. NCBI's taxonomy places the organism in Eukaryota, Metazoa, Arthropoda, Malacostraca, Decapoda, Penaeidae.
AGCUCUAAUUCUCAAACAGUCGAAGUCAUCCAGGGGCUAAACCCCCUGGGCAUGAUGCAGAGCACUGUGAGAAAUGUGGAGCUGUCUUUAGGUCAUACACAGCCCUCAGGAAACACCUAAAGGAAAACCAUCCAGAAUCUCUUUUGCAUACUUGCAAGAAGUGUGGCUCAACAUUCAAGUAUUCUUAUCUUCUUGCUCGACAUACCAAAUGUUUGUCAGUCUGCCCACAGGGAACGUGUAGUACCACCACCAAAUAAUUUUCACAAAUGUGAUAUUUGUGGUCGAGAAUAUCGCAUUCGGUCCCGGCUGGAGAAACAUGUAAAGAUGGUUCACACUCACCCGGAAGCUCGAGUCUACCGUUGUACAACAUGUAACCUGACAUUUGCAUCAAAUAACCAGAGAGUUCAGCAUUACCGUGCUGUGCACCGCAAGCGAAAGCAGCCUCAUUGUAAUGAGUGUGCAAAGUCUUUUGAGACAGUUGAUGAACUCAGUGUUCACAGGCAAGAACAUAAGAUUGAUUGCCCAGUGUGCAAUAAAACUUUUGUGAGACGUGAUACACUACGAGAGCACCUUCUCAUCCACAAUGGUCCACGACUUCCCUGCCCCUAUUGUUCAAAGACUUUCACGCAAAAUUCAAACCUUAAAAGACAUAUACGAAUCCACACAGGUGAAAAGCCAUACAAAUGCACAUUUUGCAGUAAAUGUUUCGGUGAUAAAUCAGCCUGUAACAGCCACAUCCGUGUUCAUACAGGGGCUGAGCGUUGCAUGUGUCACAUAUGUGGGGCAUCAUUUUCUAAACGUCAGAAGUUGACAUAUCAUAUGCGCAAGCAUACUGGUGAAGGUCUUCUUCAUUGUCCUCUAUGUACAAAACCCACAACAAAUUCGUAUGCACUAAAAAAACACAUGGAAACACAUCAGCAACCUCUUAUGAAAGUCUUGAGUAGCAUAGGUAUUGCUUCAAUGAUCGAAGACUUCUCAGAGACAACCCUUACAGCAUUACGCAACCUGGCUCAUUUGGCAACUAAGAGGAGCUCAGAAUUUGCUUCUAAACAAAAAAUAAAUAAACAGGAAAAUACCAGGAAAGAUACGAAUAUCCAGGGAAGCAAUAUGUACAAAGCAGACUUAGAAUCUUCAGUUGUAGCUCAGCGAGAGAGCAGAACAGACCAUAUAUCUAAGUGCAUGGUCAAAGCAGAAAAUUCAGAAAUAGAUUCAAGAGAAUUGAAAGCUCAGGAAUGUAACAAGAAUGAUAAUAUACAAUCUCCUGAUACUAUUAAAGUAGAUAAUCAUGAAAGACAUCUUUUGAGAGAUUAUUCCAAGGGAGAUGAUAAUAGCUUAGAGAUGAAUAAUUCUGACGAACUUUUGCCAGAAAAAUCUAUUGUUUUCACUGAGAAAAUGGAAGAGAGAAAGACAGAAAGUAAGAAAAGUAAUUUUGUUGUUAAUGACAAAGAGCAGCUUGAAUUAACAAAUAAUGAAGGCUCAACUGUAGCAGCACAGGAACAGACAUUUGGGUCACUAAUAUUGCAGGGGACUCCAGCAGUUGUACUUAUGCAGCUGGUAGAAAACAUUGUGGAAUCUCAUUUUGGAUCUUUUCAUGCGGAGGAAGUUCGACCAACACUUGGAGAUCAGUUAGUAGAACAGUGUCUAGAGGUAAUGAUGCAUGAUGACACCUCAAGGUCUAGUGAUGAUGGUAAGAGUGGAGAUGCUUGUGCUGAGUCUAGUUCAGUACAUGAUUUAAGUUUGAAUACAGACAAACAGAAUAUAUCAAGAGCACAUAAUAACUCCAACAAUAAAGAAAAAAUAGACGCAUAUAUGGCUGAUACUUUGUUAGAUUCUAAUACACAUAUGGAUGAUCAGUUUCUUUCAGGUGAAAGUGAAAGUGAUUUUUAUGUGUAUACAGACAAUACUGAUUUCUGUGAUGCAAGGUCUAAAAACAGUGUAAAGAAAGAAAAAUAUGACAAGUAUGAUAGGACAACUGAUAAUAAGGAAAUAGGUUUAUUUCAAAGGGAGGUUUUAGGCGAUGACAGUUAUGUAUUUUCCACAUGAAUGGCUUCAGGAACACCAACUGAGAUUGUGCCAAUAUACACAGAAACCAGACUACCCCAUGAAGAUGUAAUACUGUGAUGUUAUAACCAAGAUGGAAAUAGUUACCUCAGGAAGAUGUAGGAACCUCAAGCCAUGUAGAGCAAGAUUGUAAAGGUGCAUGUGCAUCUUGCAAAUCAUCUGAUACAAUUUAGGAAAAAUAACUUUGUAAAACAGAUUGUUGUAGUGUAGCAAAUAAUGUAACUGAGUGAAAUUGGGAGUAAAUUCAGUGAUGAAGAAUGUACUAACAUGCAUUUUAGAAUAUUAAUUGAAUGUAAAUUGUGUUGUCAUGUGAACAAAGAACAACUCAGUUGAGAAUUCAUAUUUUUGAGCUUAACAGAUACAGACACAGCAGACUGUGUGAGAGAGUGAGAGUGAGAGUGAGAGAGAGCGAGAGAGUGAGAGAAAGUGAGAGAAAG